This is a messenger RNA of Nasonia vitripennis (jewel wasp), 691 nucleotides long. RefSeq names its product ER membrane protein complex subunit 6 (gene EMC6). The record is from RefSeq and is a predicted model, not a curated record. The transcript has 5 exons. Gene Ontology annotation, biological process: protein folding in endoplasmic reticulum; autophagosome assembly. Lineage: Eukaryota; Metazoa; Arthropoda; Insecta; Hymenoptera; Pteromalidae. Gene Ontology annotation, cellular component: EMC complex; endoplasmic reticulum; membrane. Bases 111 to 455 code for a protein of 114 amino acids.
GAAUUUGUAUCUCGUGACGUUGCGUUUAUGCAGCUGCAGAUGUCCAAGCAGACGCUAGUUUUUGUGUUCAAUUAAUUUGACGUUUCUGCAUUGUUAAUUAAUUCUCCAUAAUGUCAGGAAAAGUCCGAACAAAGCAAGACAAACCGGAUGACAUUAUCGCCUACAGUGAAGUGGCCGUAAGAAAUAAUGCUGCUGUUGUCGAGUACUGCAGAAUAUCAAUGGCUGCUCUUUCAGGUGGUACAGCAGGUCUUUUAGGUCUUACGGGCCUCUAUGGAUUUGGUUUCUACAUUUUUGCUGUUAUAAGCUUAUGGGCAAUGUUGUUGAUGAAAGCUGGAGGACAGUGGAAAAAAUACUUUGUCAGUAGAAGAAGUUUAUUGACAAAUGGAUUCUUUGGAGGUUUAUUUACUUACGUAUUAUUCUGGACGUUUCUUUAUGGCAUGGUGCAUGUCUAUUGAGACUCCAAAAAAGAUGACAACUAUUUGUUUGCCAGUCAAUCAUCACCUUGUUGUAUAUUUCUAUCAAUUAUGGAUUAAUGAUUCAUGUUCACACAAAGUGGUAUCAAUUCUCUUUGACCAAAUAAAUUAUAUAGAAAGAUUUUUAAGUCUCAUUGUAACAGUUUGUACAGAAAUAAAAAAAUGUAAAUACUGUCAUACACAAUUAAAUGAUUACACUUCUAGCAUUCCUUUAAAAA